CAAAUUCAGUCGGUUUUCGUACGCGGAACGCAAUCGACGGGCCCCGUCCCAGAGACAUCUCGCGUCGUCGUCGCCGCACUACGCGCCCGGUCGGUACUUCCGUCAUCGCGGGUUCACGUCGCGAGUUAUACGUGCCAUAUCCCCGGAACCGUCGUUAUCGCGCACCGUCCGAACUCCGGUUCGUCCAGGGUCGCGACUGAUAUUCAUCGCACAUACCGACGCACUUCCGGCCGUCCGUAACGCGGGCGGCGGUCGCGCGUACCACCACCGCGGCCGCGUCGGUUCGCGCUCCACUCCCCACCCUCCCUCCUACCGGCGAUCACAGACUUUCCGGAGACCGUCGCGGCAGCGAUACCGAAGACGGUGUUUUUCCGCACCGAGAGCGGUCGUCACGUACGCGCAUUUUAGUACCUGACGCUUGUGAUAACCUCGGAAGUAACGCGUCUCCUCGAAAUCACCACAACCACCACCACUACCACCACCCCAUCGGAGACGUGACGACGCGACGAAAACGUUCCCGGUUAACGGCUUUCCGACGGCGGCGGUCGCGUCGCACAGCCGCAGCGCCCGCGUACGCGACUCGCAAUGGACCACCGCCGCCGCCGCCAACUGAACGGCCGCGUACCGGUAACGGUCGCUAACCGCGGUUUCGGUCGUACCGGCGGCGGUACGGUCUGCCGUACCGGUACCGGUCGUGUGGCUAGCAGUGCGCGCGCGGACAACAGCGGUACCGGCGACGCGGGCAACGGUGCAGCCAUCGGUAGCGGCAUCACCUGCGGCGGCAGCGGUCCGACCACGAGAACGCUCGUCCGACACCGACGCGAGAUCGUUUGGGUUUUGCGGUCGGGUGGUAUAUUCGCGUAAGGAUCGUAUGGUGUUUGGCUUUAGGGCUGGCUGCGAUCAUGUGGCACUCGGGUGGCAUGGGCAGCCACGGCGGUGGCUGGAUGAAGCUGAUGGGCAUGGUACACAGGGACCGGAGAUCGGCGCAACGGCAUGUACAGGACGCCGCUACAGCAUUAUUGGCUCCCAUCGACAGGUCACUGCCGAAACUCAGUACCCAAGACGAAGACGGCUGUGGUCCAGGGGCAAGUCUUGGAACAGGCCUCACACACGGUCAUCCUCAACACUGUUCGGGGAGCGCGACAUUCGAACCAAUACCGCACGAUCACGACUUCUGCGAAAGAGUAACAAUCAACGUGAGCGGUAUGAGGUUCGAGACGCAGCUGCGGACAUUGAACCAGUUCCCGGACACGCUGCUGGGCGACCCGUGUCGGCGGAUGCGGUACUUCGACCCGUUGCGCAACGAGUACUUCUUCGACAGGAACCGGCCAACGUUCGACGCCAUUCUCUAUUAUUACCAGAGCGGUGGUCGACUGAGGAGGCCGACUACGGUGCCGUUGGACGUGUUCUCCGAAGAGAUCAAGUUCUACGAACUCGGCGAACUGGCCACCAAUAAAUUUAGGGAAGAAGAGGGUUUUAUAAAAGAAGAAGAGAAACCACUGCCAAAACCCGAGUUCCAACGGAAGGUGUGGCUACUGUUCGAGUACCCGGAGAGCUCCCAAGCCGCUCGGGUGGUGGCCAUAAUAUCCGUGUUCGUCAUAUUGCUGUCCAUCGUGAUAUUCUGUCUGGAAACUUUGCCAGAGUUUAAACACUACAAAGUGUUCAACACGACGACCAACGGUACGAAGAUUGAGGAGGACGAGGUGCCUGACAUCACCGAUCCGUUCUUUUUGAUUGAGACCAUAUGUAUCGUGUGGUUCACGUUCGAGCUGUCCGUCCGCUUUCUCGCCUGCCCUAAUAAGUUGCACUUCUUCAAAGACGUGAUGAAUACGAUUGACAUAAUCGCUAUAAUACCGUACUUCAUCACGUUGGCCACAGUGAUUGCUGAGGAGGAGGACCCCACGAUGAACCUGCCCAAAGCGCCGCAGAAUCCGCAAGACAAGAGCACCAACCAGGCCAUGUCGUUGGCUAUACUCAGGGUCAUCCGGCUCGUGAGGGUUUUCAGGAUAUUCAAACUGUCCCGACAUUCCAAGGGAUUGCAAAUUCUUGGGCGCACCCUAAAAGCCUCUAUGCGAGAACUGGGACUGCUCAUAUUUUUCUUGUUUAUCGGUGUGGUGCUAUUCUCGAGCGCGGUGUACUUCGCCGAAGCCGGCUCAGAGAAUUCCUUCUUCAAGUCCAUCCCGGACGCAUUCUGGUGGGCUGUUGUUACCAUGACGACUGUGGGCUAUGGUGACAUGACACCAGUGGGCGUGUGGGGGAAAAUUGUCGGUUCACUGUGCGCGAUUGCCGGCGUGCUCACAAUCGCACUGCCCGUGCCCGUCAUCGUGUCCAACUUCAACUAUUUCUAUCACAGAGAGACUGACCAAGAAGACAUGCAAUCGCAGAACUUCAACCACGUCACCAGCUGCCCUUAUCUUCCCGGUACUUUAGGUCAACACAUGGUGAAAUAUCCGUCGGGUGGUGACUCGACGUCGGACCUGAUGGACUUGGAGUCGGCGGAUAAUUGUCUGCUGGACGCGGAGCUGGACGAACCGCCUCUGUCGUUGCCGCCGCCGCAGCAACCAAAAAAGUUCAACAGCUGUGCCACCGUGGUCAGGCUCAACAACAACAGCAUCAAGAGGUUCAGUGUCGAAACUGACGUCUGACUAGCAGUAUUCAAAUUGCAAUCCGGCGGCCGUCCAGGUCUCCAAACGCCUAUAAGGUGCUGUGCUGUGAUAGCUAAGAUGUUUCCUUCGUUAAGUUACCUCCGACAAGUUUAUUUAUAAUAUUUUUUUAAGCGAAUAUUAAUAACGAUAAUAAAAAUUGUACUCAGAAUCUCACUCUUUUGAGGGGAUAAUUUUCUAAUAAUAUAUUGAGCCAAUAUAAUUAUAUAUAAUGCAUAAUACCACAAUUAUUAUUAUCCAGAGCCGUAAGGAAAAAAAAUUAGUAAACGGAUCGUCUCAAAUUGUUUUAUUUAAAAUUGUACGGGUUUUAAUACUAUAUAUUAUUAUAUAUAUAUACAUAUAUAUAUUAUAUAUAUUAUAUAUAUAUACUAUACCUAUAUACCGAUAAGCCUUAUUUGACUGGAUUAAAAAAAACAAUAUUUCUAAUACGUAUUUUAUUUAUUUAUUUUUUAUCUUAUAAGCCACCGAUACAGAUACGAAAACUAUAUGAAAACAUAACGCGUUGGAGAUGCGAGAGCUAUUACAAUUUUUUAAACACGAUUUUUUCCUUUUUUUAUAAUGUAAAAUCUGUACCGAUUAUAAAUUCUCGCCACAGUCUUAUUAUGAUAUUUUUGAUCGCCUGUAGUAUCUAUUAGGUAUCUAUAUAAUAAAUUAUUAGUCGCGAGUCUUCCGCGUUAGAAUAAUAACAAUAAUAAUAAAAAUAUUAAUAAUAAUAAUAAUAAUAAUAAUAACGAUGACAUAAUAUUAUUAUAUUUAUUAUACUCUUUUCGAUUUUGUAUUGAUUUUUAAUUAUUACGUCAACAUUUUUACCGUCGUACCUACACACUACUCCAAUAACACGAACAAUGAUGAACCCAUAAAAGAAUAUACAGAUUUUGGUGAAUCAAAAUUGUUUUACGCCCAUAACGUUGUGAAAUUUAUAGCGAAUGUGACGAGUGCAUAAUACGCGCUAUGCGGACUAAAAUCAAUAGGACUCAUUUAUGGAUAAAUUUCAGUAUGAAUAAUAUAAGUAAUAAUUAUUAAUAUUAAUAUUUUUAUUAUUAUUAUUAUCGUUUCGAUGGUAGAUAAUCAUUAUUUGUGAAAUAAUACAAUAUAUAUAUAUAUACAACUCAGAUGGAGGGUUGACCACCCCUUUCGAUGGACGCAUAUUUCACAAUCGAUAACUUAAGUCAAUAAAUAAUAAUAAUAAUAAUAAUAAUAAUAUAAUGAAUUAUUCUCCGUUCGUACAACAUAGCACGUAGGUAGGUGGUACACUUUUACCACGUUUACCAUGCAAUCGCGUACAUAACAUUUCACCCGUCAAAAACGUUCAGCAACAAAACGUCAAAAUAAUAUAAUUUAAAAACACACAAUACAAUAUAAUCGUUGUUACAACAACAAUAAAAUAAUAUUAUAUUUUAUGAAAACGCACAUCGAUUUAGGCCACCGAAACGACUAUCUUUUCAACUGAUUUUAUAUCAUCGUCCGUUCGUCUUUUUUUUAAUGAUAAUAAUAUUUACAAUUACAAUACUAUAAUAUAAUAACACGACUUUAACAGUUAUUGUAUACAUUCUACAUCUGCAAUGUUAACGCCUGUUAUAUACGUUCGUAUAAUGAUGUAAUUAUAUUAACUGUGCUAUGGAUUUUUUUCGUUUUUAAAACUUUUAAUUCUAUUCGAUCACUUCACCGUCAACAAAUUUUUUUUCGGUGCAUUUCGUCUGAGAAAAAAAAUGGAUUACAGGGUAAUUCGAUACAGUCCGUCGGAAACAUUAAUGGUAUUAAAUACCACGCCGAACGUUAUUGCAUUUAUUUUUUUCCUCGUAUCGGUCAAAAGGAUUCACAAUCAAUCAUUAUCAUCGUCAUCGUAAUGAUAAUAAUAAUAAUAAAUAAUAUAUACCAGCACAUUAUGCAACACUACACUCAUAAUACUAAAUCUAAAACCUAAUCCCAUUUAAUAUUUAUCCGAUAUGGCCUUAUAAUCGGCAUACUUACAUUCGCAUUCGCAUAUAAUGUAUUGGUAGUUAUGAAGACAUAGUUAUCGAGUCGAGAUUAAAAUAGAUGAUCGUAAUAUUAUUAUGAUUAUAUAAUAUUAUAAUUUCUCACAACUGUCUUCGUGCCGAUCGCUGUUAUUAUCCUUUUGUAUUGUUAUUGAUUUGUAAGUCGGCAUCAGACGUAUAAAACUGUAAUUAGUUAGUUUCAAAACGAACUUUAACGUCUAAUCAAACGACGGUAGAAUGGAAGUGUAAAUGCGCAGUUCACGACAUUACCUAUGCGCAUACCGAAACGAUAACGACGCCACGACGGUUUAUAUUUGCGUUCCGACAACGAAUUUUCAUACAAAAUGUUUCUACGCCAUAAUAAUAUGAUUUUAAAGACGGUAUUGAUGGUCGUAAUUGCGGCUGUAUAAAUCGCAGUGUUUUCCCACGUACAUAACUUCUUUCUAUAUCUUACUUAGAUAACUUUGAAUUAAUGGUUUUGGAAAAUCAUCACCUAUUUUAUUAAAAAUACAUGACUGCAGUAAGUCUGUAAAAAUUUAUAAAACUAAAUUCUAUAACUAGGUAAAAAAAAAAAAUUGUAAUUUUUACGUUAUUUAAUAUCAAUAGUAAUUAUUAGACUCUAUACCAAUUAACCAAUUUACCAAUUUAUGUAAAUAUUUUAAAAUUUGAAUUACCUACUAUUUUUCAUUAAAUACCUACUUGAAAUAGUUGAUAUAAUAUUGUUUAUACGUUUGUUUUGAGAUUUAGGCGUUAGCCGGAUUAGUACCAACAAUAUACACCAGAUUCAGAUAUAAAUGGUAAAAAUUUAAUAGGAUAUAGAUAUCCAAAGAAAUCUUUUAAAAAUAGCCAAAAAAGUCUUUUAACCACAAUAAUGACCUCGAAUUUGUUCAUUACAAAAAAUCAGUUAAAUAAUUGUUGUACCAAAUACUUCAAAUACUUUAAUAAAUUAACUAAUAAUUCUAUGAUUAAAAACAUAUUGGCGACGGUUUUUUUUUUUAAUAUCGGCGAUCAACAUCUCGGAGUUGUAUAUUAUUCAUUCUUUAAACAUACAAGGAUAUAAAGUUAAUAUUAUGUUAAAUGUCUACUAUUUUAUAUAACUGUGAAAUUGUGAACAUUGAAUUAAAUCUAACAACAUUUUUCAAGAUAAUAUUUUGAUUCACUAAAAACACUGUAACUCAAAAAAUAAAUAAAUAUACCGAUUAAAAAUUAAGCUAUCUUAAAAAUGCUAAAAAAUGUAAAAUAAAAGUUUAAUUUUGAAGUAUUUCACAUAACUUACAGGAAGUUUUUGAAACUUUUAAUGCAUUGUUCUAGAGCCCCAUCCCCCAUCCCCCCAAAAAAACAACACUAUCUCUGUGAAAACGCCCUGCACUAUUUAUUAUACAUCUACCGUAUGUGUACCCUGUAUUACUAUUAUAUCUAAAACGCACUAAAUUCAGCUUCACGAUAGUAUUUCUGCUUAUAGUUUAUGAUUGUAUUUUGCUGUGCGAUUAACUGUUAUUUCUAUGUUUUUCGAACGGUAUCCAAUAGAGAAAAAUAUUAAGACAUACAGGUACGCCUCCACGCGAACGGUUUAUUAUUAUAUACUUGCAUAGGUUGAAUAUGGUAUGAAAUAUGAAUGAUUUAAGCUUUUUGUAUAACCUAUAUAAAUAAUGAUAAUAAUAAUGAUACUGAGUAACACUUAAAAUUUUUGUACUGGUAUUUGUAUAAUAGGUAUUAACGUUUUCUUUACCGAUGUAUUCAUUAAUAAAUUAUUAUUAAAAUUAUAUUAUUAUUGUUAAAAUAUUAUUAUUAUUAUUACUAAUAUCGUUGGACGAAUAAAUAUAACUAUUAUUAUUAUUGUUAUUGUUAAAUUCAACCUAUACGUUAAAUUGUUUGAAAAAAACACGUGUGCAAUUUCUAUUUAUUAUUAUAUAAUAUGUAUGUACAAUGAUGAUAAUAAUAAUAAUAAUAAUAAUAUUUAACUUUCUUAUUACAAUCAACCAGAGCAUGUUAUUAUUUAAUAAACUUGUCAAUUGCAACGGAUUGGAAAAAAAAGGCUGCACAAUUAAUAUUAUUGUUAACAUAAUAUUUUAUAAUAGACAUUAGAAUGAUUUUUGUUUUUUUUUUUUUUUUAAUAUAUUUAUUAUUAUUAUUUAAAAAAACGAGAUUAAGACAAAACAAAACUUUUUUCUCAAAACGGUUGGUCGUUUUUUUUUUUUAAUCGUGAACUAUAACCGCAGCCGAGAACGCAUUUUUUGUUCUUUUUCGAUAAAUCUAUAACUACACUCGUAUCAUUCGGUUAUCGCGCGCAAUGCGGAUUUUAUGCUGAAUUAUUUUCGUGCGAAAAUAAAAGCUUUUUUUACUGCACUUCUUUAUCGUUGUUUUGAAUAGUUGUCUUAAUAUUAUAUUCUAAGGGAGUAAGAAAUAUAUAUAAUAUGCAAAAAAAUAUAUAAUAAUAUUAAUGUUAAACACGUCUAUACGCGUACACCCUCACACGUUGUAAAAAAAAAAUUAAAUAAAUACGUAAUACUAAAAUACAAUUUAAAUAUAAUAUUAUUUAAAAAAAUUUAAAAAAAAAUUGAUUUUCCAAAUAAAAUUUCAUAAUAAUUAUUAUCGACAAUCUUUAUAUUAUGUAUUUUGAAACGAUUAAUCGGUGCAAAACGCGAGUCGUGCAGUCGUCAUACAUAAUAUGAUGCGCGCGUAUAGGUACGCUUCGCGGGUUUUAAUAUUAAAAUAUUUCAAUUUAAAAACUUUAUAAUUUAUAUAAUAUAUAAUAUAAUAUAAUAUAAUAUUGUUAAAACACAUCACAUUUCAUUGAUUAAUGAAUAUUAUAUUAAUUGUUUUGCGUGGGAAAAAGCAAUAAUAGUUACUAUCAUUUUUUUUUUCAAUCUAUUUAUUCAAUUUUUUUUUUGAUUUUUUACUUUUAAGAAGUUUUUUUAGACUAUAUUAUAUUAUAAUAAUAUCUGUCCCCAAAUCUGUGUUCUUAAACCGUAAGUCCACACGCGUUGUACGCAUAUAAUAAUAAUAAUAAUUUUUAUGACAGGUAUUAUAUAGCAGCAUCGUCAUUACCUACAUCGCAGUCGGAAAUCUGAAAACGAAUUCCUUCGCGUGACCACGUGUUCUUAUUUAAUUACAUUAUUAUUAUUAAUUCUAAUAUUUUGCUUACGUGUAAUUGAUCGAAAAACGAAUAUCAUGGUAGAUUUCAAUAUCAUAGUCGCGUCUUGAGUUGACGAAGGGAAAAAAUCACUAUAAUUAUUAAUUUAUUAUUGCUACUAUUUCCUGUAAACAUUCAUCCAAAACGAAUAACAUAAACGCAAGACGCUCGUG
Molecule: messenger RNA, 7945 nt
Organism: Rhopalosiphum padi (bird cherry-oat aphid)
Lineage: Eukaryota; Metazoa; Arthropoda; Insecta; Hemiptera; Aphididae
Gene: shaker
Product: potassium voltage-gated channel protein Shaker
Exons: 9
Coding region: 903-2645 (580 amino acids)
Biological process (GO): potassium ion transmembrane transport; protein homooligomerization
Cellular component (GO): membrane; voltage-gated potassium channel complex
Molecular function (GO): protein binding; delayed rectifier potassium channel activity
Source: RefSeq, a predicted model, not a curated record